AUGGCCUUGGAUUCCAUAUCAAUACCUUUCCAACAGGACUCGACAACUUGGAAAAACCCAUUAUGGGAAGGUACACUCGAUCCGAUCACCCCAAGUGAUCAAGUCCAGAAACUACGGUCGACGAUGAAUGAGCUUCGAUGGAAUACAAACAUGGGUUUGACGUCUUUUGGAGAAGUACCUACACUGUAUUCUUACAGUCACCGUGCUCACGAUUACAAGCAACCAUCACCAACACCUUCAACCUUGGAAUCAAAGCUGGCCUCAGUACCUACACGCUCAUUGUCUGGGACUACUAUCGCUCCGUCGAUUCGAUCCUCUUCUAGAGCAACUAUUGAAUGGGCCGAUAAUCAAGUUUCUUUCAAGGAACCGCAAUAUCCCGUCGAUCUGCCAGAUGAACUUCCACUUCUGAGCCAGAAUGCGGCUACUCAGAAUAUUACUCACAGGGUGGAUGAUGAUAGUGGACACCAGCAGCAGCAGCAGCAGCGCCAGAGUAAUGAAAAUCGUGAGACUGUAUAUGAUAGUUUAUCCCAUAGGAUAAGGACAAAUUUUGACGAAUAUGUGAACGAACCUUUAUCGCCUUUGUCAACUUCGCCUUCACCUUCAAUGAUUCUCACUUUACCAGAUGCUACUGAAAUCGAGUUCAGAGAACAAAACGAUGAACAGUCAAAUAUAAGCACGAGGAAACGUAGUCAUUCCCGUUCAGUCUGUAUCAAGAAAAGGGGUCAAGAGCAUAUCGAAGUUCCAGGGAUAGAUGAGGGGUUUUGGCAAUUGCCCACAAGUUCCAUAACCAACACUAUCCAAAAGAACACUCGAGUGUCUUCCGAGAAUCGUCCAAAUGAUUUGAUAGCUCAAAUGGUGAACUGUGGAUUAUCACAGGAUGAAAGGCGAUUCAUAUCCCUCUUGACAGGAUCCAGACUUCGUUCUCGUUCUUCUUCCAAUAAGACAGAUACUUCUCAAUGUUGGAAAUAUAACGGAAGAGACGUCAUACCUCAAGACGAUAUAUUGGGACAAUUGGCCAAGUCAGCAUUCGAUGCAUCGAUGGAAUAUCGUACGAAUAUGCGAAAACCGGUUGACUCCUAUACAAGUACCGGUAGUUCACGGAGAGGUCAACUCGCGGAGCAAGGAACUUAA
Molecule: messenger RNA, 1131 nt
Organism: Kwoniella mangroviensis CBS 8507
Lineage: Eukaryota; Fungi; Basidiomycota; Tremellomycetes; Tremellales; Cryptococcaceae
Exons: 4
Coding region: 1-1131 (376 amino acids)
Source: RefSeq, a predicted model, not a curated record